Messenger RNA from Maylandia zebra (zebra mbuna), 2473 nucleotides. The record is from RefSeq and is a predicted model, not a curated record. NCBI's taxonomy places the organism in Eukaryota, Metazoa, Chordata, Actinopteri, Cichliformes, Cichlidae.
ACCACCCUUUAGGGCUAAGCCCCGGGUGUUUCAAAUGUCUGGCUCCGCCUCUGAUUCAGACGUCGGCUCAGACUCGGGUGUUUCAGCUGUUUCCGGUCGUUUGGUUUUAGAACAACCUAAAUUUAAAUUCUUCUUCUGUUGAAAUAUCUGCAAACAGCUGACGGCUGUCACGUGACCCCGGCUGACGCCGUUGCUAUGGUGACGGAUCGCAAACGCGGAGGUCACAGUCGCGGGUCUGCAGCGGCUCUCCUGAACGCGUGACGAGGAGACGAGGAGGCAUCAUGCCAAAGAAGAUGAAGAAGAGUGUGGGGAAGUCUGACGAGGAGAGACAGGUGCACCUGCAGCAGCGCGCUCAGGCUGAGGAGGAGCUGAAGAAGAAGAAGGAGGAGACGCUCGGCCUGUUCCUGAAGGACAAGCUGCAGAAGGAGCAGAGGAACACUGCUGUGAACCUGCUGAAGCUCCACGACGGCUGGAGGGCAAUCCUCCGCCAGACCAGGGAUGCCGAGCUGCGCCAUGACAUCAUCGUGCUCCAGCAGACGUUUGAGAGGACGCUGGACGACCUGGACAGCAUCGUCCAGAAGCUGGUGGGCGACGUGCAGGAGACGGAGCGCCAGGAGGCGCACAUGCAGCGCUUCCACCUGCACCACAUGGAGGCGCUGUGGGCGCUGCAGGCCGCACGGCUGCAGGGUCUGCAGCAGCAGUGGGAGCGUGCCCUGGAGGACGUCAGCGCCAGCGUCAGCUCUCAGAGGCAGCAGAUGUUGGAGCAGUCUCAGCAGCAGGAGAUCCAGCUGCAGGAGCUGACCCUGACGGCGGAGUUGCACAACACGGACGCCAUGAAUGACAUCAGGAUGCUGCUCGAGGACACGCUGGCGAUGUACACGUGCUCUCUGGAGGAGCAGGUGGCUGCUCUGGAGGGCAGGGAGGAGGUGAGUGACGCCACCCAGACGAGCUUAGAGCACCUGCAGAAAAGUAUCGUCAAGGUAACGCAGCUCGAGAAGCAGCUCGCAGACAAACAGAAGAAGAUCAGCGAAGACUUGAAGACCACCAAGAAGCUGGAGGACGCCGUCCGCAGGCUGAGGGAGAAGAUGAUCUCCAACAAGGCAGAAAACAGCUCGCUGGAAGAGGACCUGACCGCCACCAUACAUGAGCUCAACUGCAGGUCUCACGCACUCCAGGACCACCUGACCCAGUCGCACACGGCGGCGAGGAAGAGGCUCACCGAGCUCACCGUCCAGGGUGACGCCGCCGCCAAGAACCUGCAGGCCGUCGUCACCAAGGGCGAGAGGGUUCUACGGGCCGCGGACAUCUGCCACCGGCUGGAGACGCAACACGACACGUUACUGACAUCAUCAUCAUCACAACGCACAGACGAGUGCCAACAGGACACGCCAGCAAAGGACGUCUGUAGGUUCCCGGAACUGCAGCAGCUGCGGCGGAGCUGCAGCAGUGCUGUGCUGCAGCGUGAAGCUCUGAGGAAGCACAGCAAGGACCUGAGGCGUGAGAACGAACAGCUGCAGCUUUUGCUGCGUCAGCAUGACCACCACGCCCACUUGCCCCCGCUCCACGUGGCCCGAGCUCCGACCACCACCAGCACCACACCUGCUGCGAGGGGUAGGAGCCACGUCACGGUCAUCGAAGCUGCCCACGCCGUCUUGAAGCAGUGACUAAUUAAAAUGUGUUCGCCAUGACGACCAGUAGGACGACUCCUGAUGUGCUUUGAGCUUUCUUGCUAAAGGGGCGUGUCCAUAUAGGAGGGACCGGCCUGCAGUAUACUUGAGUACUUUUAGUCGAGUAUUGUGUGAAAGUCUUUGUAUGUUCUCCAGUUUCCAAGUGUUUGCUGCUCUGAUUGAACAUUAGCUCGCUCUACAGACAAGCUUUGUUUUGGGUGAGGAACAGAAAUCUGUGCAAAGCCUUUUUGUACACUCCCACCACCAGGGGGCAGAGUUUCACCAGGAAGUAGCCGCUCACCUGUUAGCAUCCAGGUACCAGCUUGGAUAAACAGGAAGUAUAAACAGCAUGAUAUAACUUCCGUAAACUUUUCCUGACGAGGUUUUGGUCUCAGCUGCUGUCUUUGGGGGUCUUCGGGUCGUGGCUGCUGGUCGGCCCCACAGGUGUGGCUCUGAAUAACACCCAGCAGGUAGCGCCACAUACAGCGAAUUAAACACACAGAAAAGAAGAGAGAAAAACAUGACCGUGAGGAAAAACAACUUUAAAAAGAUGUUCUGACUGUGAUGGAGGGUGGAGAAGUCACAAGAACUGUUUCUGCUGUGAGCCAAGCUGUUCACCAGCUAAUGUUUGCAGGUGAACAGCGCCCCCCAGUGGACAGCACAAAGAAGUGUUUGAGGCCAGCAAACCAAAUCCUCUUCCUGCAUUUAGACUUGUUUUUAAUGAAAGUGUGUGACUGAGGAAUACAUGAAAUCUUCUUAUUUGCUGUGUUUAUUUAACAUCUGAAUAAAUGUACAAGAAAACCGAA